GUUGGAUUGUACCUCCACAUUGUAAGCACUCCUUGUGCAAAACACACUAUAAAUAUCUCUUCCGAUAUAGUAACUCCGGUGUGUUACGUGGUGGCUGUAUAUAGCGACACUUGUCACCACUCUGUUUUCCCGGCGAGUUAUGAAGCCUCUGUUUAUCAUUCUGUUACUCAUUGCUUUCACCGCAUCGUUAACCAGUCGGAUCUCAAAUCGGGGCUUUUUCGCCCAUUUUGACCUCGAAGGAAACAUAUUGAUUCUACCAACUCCAACUCCGCCGGUGUUCAACUCUACGCUUCUGAAGAUGGCAGCCGUCGAUACAGGCGAGGCGGGUUUGAAACAAGAGAUAGAGGACAUACUAAAAACCGAUAGAGAAUUCACUGACGGAGGCGGAUACUGGACCUCCGACUCUCCCCGGCGGAGGUUCAGUCAACAAGAAGUAAGAGUAACCUCGUCGAAAGUUAUCCCGGAAUUUAAGAGGGUUUUGCGCAACUGGGCGGAAAAACAGAGGUAUGGAGGGAAUAUAAUGACGGAAUUGGUGAAACUAGUGAAGCACCGAAUUGACGAACACAACGGGUCGGUGGGUUCGGACUCGAAAUACAAUUCGUGUGCGGUUGUGGGGAAUAGUGGGAUUCUGUUGAAGAAAGAGUACGGAAGACUAAUCGACAGUCACGAAGUGGUGAUUCGAAUCAACAAUGCGAAAACAGAGAAUUUCGAGAGAAACGUUGGAUCUAAAACCAGCAUUUCAUUUGUGAAUAGUCAUAUAUUGAAUGAAUGUUCGACGAAAGAGCGAAGAGGGUGUUACUGCCAACCAUACGCAGAGAAUGUGCCGACGGUGAUGUAUAUAUGUCAACCUCUGCAUCUCUUGGCCUAUACACAGUGUAAUUGGACUCGCAAUGCGCCAACGAUUGUCACCGACGGGAGGUUUGACGUGUUAAGUUCACGAAUCGUCAAGUAUUAUUCAUUGAAACGGUUUGUUGAGGAGGAAGGGAAGAGGGCGGAGGAAUGGGCGGCGGCCCAUGAUAAUGAGUUCUUCCAUUACUCGUCUGGAAUGCAAGCCGUGUUGCUGGCCCUGGGUGUUUGUGAGAAAGCGAGCUUGUUUGGGUUCGGGAAAUGGGUUUCUGCUAAGCAUCAUUAUCAUAGUGAACAGAGGACUGAGAUUCGAUCGCAUGAUUAUGAGGCAGAGUAUGCGUUUUAUGGAGAUUUGGUGAACAAUACGUGGGGAGUACCGUUCAUUACAGGGGAGUUCAAGUUUCCUCCGGUGGUGAUUUAUCAAUGAAUUUUGACUGAUUUUGGACCCCCUUUUUUGGCGAUGUUACUUGAUGUUUUUGUGGAACGGAGUCGUUUCAUUCUUGUCAUAAAGUGUAAUCAAUACAAGAAAGAGUAAACGGAACAUGUCAUUGAAUUAUCCAACAUGUUUUUGAUGUUUUGGUUAUUGAUAAGUUCAAAUCAACAAAUUCAAUUACAAUAAAUAAAAUUGAAACCAAGAUCGGAAUUACUCUGAUCGCGUUAAAAACUGACUUCAGUCUUGAUGACGUAUGAGAUGGUAGGAUUGAAGUUAUCCUCAGAACCUCCGCUGAUGAGGGUGAUCUGCACAAGAGAAUACAUAAGCUAAGGAGGACCCGAAUGUGUGCUCGAGGACCUAUCCAACGUUCAAGUCAAUAACUAUAAAUGAGAGUGCGGUGAUCAUAGCUCUCUUAAACAGUUCAUGAGUUAAAGAUAAUGCAGA
Molecule: messenger RNA, 1723 nt
Organism: Tripterygium wilfordii
Lineage: Eukaryota; Viridiplantae; Streptophyta; Magnoliopsida; Celastrales; Celastraceae
Product: beta-1,6-galactosyltransferase GALT29A-like
Exons: 1
Coding region: 140-1273 (377 amino acids)
Molecular function (GO): sialyltransferase activity
Source: RefSeq, a predicted model, not a curated record